Orycteropus afer afer is the source of this 969-nucleotide messenger RNA. The record is from RefSeq and is a predicted model, not a curated record. NCBI's taxonomy places the organism in Eukaryota, Metazoa, Chordata, Mammalia, Tubulidentata, Orycteropodidae.
AUGAAGAACCAUUCAAUGCAGACAGAAUUCAUUCUUUUAGGUCUGACCGAUGACCCUGAGUUACAGGUUGUAGUUUUCCUCUUUCUACUUUUGACAUACAUGUUGAGUGUGACGGGGAACUUAACUAUCAUCAUUCUCACUCUGCUGGAUCCCCACCUUAAGACACCAAUGUAUUUUUUCCUAUGAAAUUUCUCUUUUUUAGAAAUCUCAUUUACAAGUGUUUGUAUCCCAAGAUUCCUGGUGAGCCUUGUGACAAAAGACAAAACUAUUUCCUAUAUGGGUUGUAUGACUCAGUUAUUUUUUUUCAUCUUUUUGGGGGUAACUGAAUUUUACCUUCUGGCUGCCAUGUCCUAUGACCACUAUGUGGCUAUCUGUAAACCCCUGCAUUAUACCACCAUCAUGAAUAACAGAGUCUGUUACCAAUUGGUAUUGAGCUCGUGGGUAACUGGAUUCCUGAUUAUCUUUCCCCCAGUCAUCUUAGGACUCAAAUUGGAAUUCUGUGCUUCCAAUAUCUUUGAUCAUUUUAUUUGUGAUUCUUCUCCCAUCCUGCAGAUCUCUUGCUCAGAUACACAUUUCCUAGAAGUAAUGUCUUUUUUCUUGGCUGUAGUGACAUUAAUGGUCACAUUGCUGUUAGUAAUUCUCUCUUACAGCUACAUCAUCAAGACAAUUCUCAAAUUCCCUUCUGCUCAGCAAAGGACAAAAGCCUUUUCUACCUGUUCUUCCCACAUGAUUGUGGUUUCCAUCUCUUACGGCAGCUGCAUCUUCAUGUAUAUAAAACCAUCAGCAAAUGAUAGAAUAACUUUAAGCAAAGGAGUAGCUGUGCUCAAUACCUCAGUUGCCUCUUUAUUGAACCCCUUCAUUUACACUCUAAGAAAUCAGCAAGUGAAACAAGCUUUCAAGGACAUGGUCCAGAAAGUUUUAUUUGCUUCAAAAAGUGAGAAAAUUUCAAAGACUAUGAUGAAAGAAUGA